Clunio marinus is the source of this 210-nucleotide messenger RNA. NCBI's taxonomy places the organism in Eukaryota, Metazoa, Arthropoda, Insecta, Diptera, Chironomidae. The record is from the annotation of a GenBank genome assembly.
AUGACUGCAACGUUAUUACUCCAAAGACCAACGGAGCGCGUAGAAUUGAAAUGUAAAUUUAAUAUGGAAGAAAAAAGCUUGAAUGCUGGCCUGCAUGCUGGCCUACGCAGGCCUACUGUUGGCCUCAACCAGCAUUGGCCUACUGAUGGAAAUUUUACGAACCCUACUUUUAUGUUUCUUUGGUCUCAAAUUUCUAACGUUUUCACUUGA